AAUAACAUUACGUAAGCAUCGAACAAUGAAUCAUCGAUAAGGUUUUUUUAUAAAACCCAUUCCGAAAAACGAUAAGAGCUUAUUCAAAACUCAGUUCAUAGUUAUUCAAUCAUAGUUAUACAUCAAAAUAAAGACAACAGUUCGUUUUUACACUACUUCUAUAACGACUACCAAUGACAUGUCUUCUUCUCCAUCUUCUUCGAGAGAUGGUAACCCACUAUUCAACCUUCAAAAGGCGUUGGACAAAUGUGUGUCUGACUGGGAUAAAGCUAAGGCAGAUAGAGAUAAAGCUGAAGCAGACCUUGCGCUUGUUUCACCCACACGGCCGAAGGAUGCUAAUCCAAUUUUAAAUACUGUUACCACCGACGACAUGCAUUCUUCUUCGUUUUCUUCGAAACAUGGUAAAUCAUUAUUCAACCUUCAAAAGGCGAUGGACAAAACUGUGUCUGAUUGGGAUAGGGCUAAGGCAGCUACAGUAAAAUUUCCGACUGCGUUUGUUACACCCACACGGCAAAAGAAUGCUAAGCCAAUGUAUCCUAAACCACCAAGUCGCCAAAACUAGGGCCUAUAUUAUUUUAAAUUACAUUAUUAUACUUUUUAUAUUAUAUUAUAUUAUUAUAUUAUUUUUUCAUUUUCAUUUGUAGACCGUAUGCUGCCGUUUGGUGCAAAA
Molecule: messenger RNA, 670 nt
Organism: Acyrthosiphon pisum (pea aphid)
Lineage: Eukaryota; Metazoa; Arthropoda; Insecta; Hemiptera; Aphididae
Exons: 3
Coding region: 179-562 (127 amino acids)
Source: RefSeq, a predicted model, not a curated record